AGCAGUGUUGUGAAAUGAGGAAAAACACUGCCCCCCUGCUUUCAUCUCUAGGUCAAUAUUUACCAGUGUUCUCUGAGCUUUUGGGUGCUGUAGAGAACUGGACAGAACCGUAAGGAUCUCAUCAGAAGCCAUCAGAACCAAGACCCCUGAGGAGCCCAAAGACUAUUCCAGAGAAGCUUCACCUGCUAGUCCAUUGCCCACCACAGCCCUUCCCAGGAAGAUGCUUGCCAUAGACACAAGGACCAGGCAGCUCAAUGUCACGUGUACCAGCUCAGUGGACAUGGAGCUCUUCCUCCACUACUCCCUCAUUCCAUCACUCUUCAUCAUUUUGGUUUUGUCCUUUUUCCAAAAACGAGCGCAUCAUAGACAAAGAGAGGACACCUCUUUCCUCCUGGGGACCCACUUUGGAAUCAUCAUGCCUCUGGACUUCGUGGGGACUUUCAGUAACCGAUGGUCCUAUGGAGUUGCUUUUGGGGCCACAGCCAAUAAGGUCAUGUUCUUGUUCUCAGAAGGCUACCAGCCCCUGCGGGUCCCGCAGUGGGCCCAAGCCUUUGUGCUUCUGAUUGGAGGCUUCGAAGUCGGCCUGUCAUACUUCCCCUUCUUUGCCUGCCUCUCCUCCAAGUCCCAGCUGGCCAGCUCAGUCCUCGGCUUCAGCUACUCUCUGAUUUGGUUUGCAGUCACUAUUCUUCAAAUCUCGCAGUGUCCCCAUGGGCAGUUUAUGGGGAGAUAUGAGACCCUCGUGUUCUACUGGCCCUCACUACUGUGCCUGGCUUUCCUGCUGGGCCGCUUCCUGCACAUGUUCAUCAAGGCUCUGAGGGUUCACCUGGGCUUGGAGCCCCAGAUGGAAGAAAGGCCAAUGCUGGAAGUCCACCAGGCAGAGCACGUAAAACAACUGCUGAGGAAGGCCCGCCCGCAAGAAAGUCAAAGAUCCUGGUUCCAAUCCAGGGUGUAUAAGUGGGACCCCUGCUUCCAGUUCCCAAGCAGAAUGAUCGGAACCAUUGUGCUGGCUUUCAUAUGCCUGUACCUUUUUAUUGUCAUUGAGUUCUGCAUGUUCGUGUAUGUGAGGGAUGAGUUGGAUGUGUUCGAAGAGAAGCUGGAGAGCUACCUCACUUAUAUGAAUGAGACAGGGACGCUGACCCCAGUUAUCCUGCAAGUCCAAGAACUGAUCAGUGUCACCAAAGGAGUCUGGGUGGUGACCAUUCUUCCUGCCUCCCUCACAUGUGUGAGCUAUCUGUUCCACAUUCUGGCCUGUUACAGAAAGCACAUAAAGAGGCUGUGGGCAGGAGACAAACAGUUUCUCCCUCCAAGGUUCCACAAUCCCUCCUCAGCAGAGAGCGUGGUGGCCAUUGCAAGAUACUCUGGCUGGCAAAUAGCCUAUAUUCUGUGGGGAUACCUCAUCAUCCAUGUGGUACAGAGCCUGUGUGGCAUGAUGAUCAUGUAUGGCCUGGUGCUGCCUGUCCUCCACAACCAGGGCCUGGAGAUGCUCCGAGGGCUGGGUCUUGGGAUCCUCACUCUAUCCAUCGUCGUGGGCCUCAUGAUCCUGCAGGGAUGGAUCGCCGCCAGCUUCUUCCUGCAGCCCAAGCUGAGCACAGCUGACAAGCAGAAACCCUUGGCUCUCAACAACAGGAAAGUCUUCCACAAUUUCAACUACUUCCUGUUCUUCUACAACGUGCUGCUAGGUGUGGGCGCUUGCCUCUCCAGGCUACUUAUCAGCUGCCUCUUGGGCUCCUGGCUGAUUGCACGCAUUGACAGGACCAUCAUGCAGAGUGGCUAUGAGGGGGCAGACAUGGGGUUCAGUGCGUGGAUCGGCAUGCUCUAUGUGGAUCAUUAUCACACCAAUCCUGUGCUGGUCAGCUUUUGCCACAUUCUCAUCACAGGCCAUAGGGAGAGGAAGCUGCAGAAGGCGAUCAAAUACUGGUACCUAAACCAAUCAGCAGGUCCCCGCAUCUCAGCAAGGUCCAGAAUGAGGUGGCUCCUGCUGCAGACCUUGAUCAACAACCCCAGACUCAUCAUGCUCAGAAAAUCAAAACCAGGUCAUGGUUCCCACGAGUUCACCCAAAUUCUAAUGACAUGCUCAGAUUGUUGACUCUGGCCACCAUCUGCUACAAGGCCAGGCCAUCUGCUCCCAAGAGAAGGCUCUGUUUAACCAGCAGCUAUUACCUGCAGUGGGAAGGGAUGGCACAGGCUCUGUUCUCAUACAUUGCAGUCAGCAUUAUCCAUACAGAAGAUGGGUUAAAGGCUCAGUACCAUUUCUCUCCUUUGACCAAGAAAAAAAAAAUGAGAAACUAAAGAAAGUCUGUUGAUCAAACUGCUACUUCCACUACCCAUUGAGGAGUUGCCUAUUAACAGAAGAACUAAGUUCAGCUCUAAGGCAGAACUGCCACUGAAGAAGGUCUGCAUUAAGAGACACUAUUUUUCUCUGGAACAGAGGAUGGCCCUCAAUGCAGCAUGCUCCUUACUGCUUCCUGUUUUGCAGGUGUCACGGCGGGUGGGAGAGAGGAUGAGCAGAUUCCAAUGUACUCUCUGUCCUAUAGCCACUAGGAUGAGGACCUAAUCUGGGCUUUGCCCUCAGAAUCUCCCUGACAGCAAUUGAAUCACCUGUCUGAGGAAGCAGAGCUGAGGUGGGCAGGCAUGUGAGCAGGCAAGCCCCAGGAUGUUUGAUGAGGGUGAGCCAAGGAACACAUGAAGGUUCAGGGUGCUGAUUUGAACCAUUUCAAGGACACCCAAAUGCCAGGCUGGGAGACAUGGACCCUUGUCCUAGUAUAGAGCCCAGUACUUACUCAAAAAUUUCAUGCUCCAGGAUAAAGUCUCACAGCCCUCGACCUGCAGAAAUUGUGACCAUUCAGAUCCCUCAUGAGCCUGAGCAAGUACUGUGAGGCUUCACCAAUAUGGCAGAGGAGGACUCCUAUCAUGAUUCCAGCGUGAUUAUAAUUUGGCUGGUACAUGCAGAACAUUUUUCUGUCUCAAAGUUACAUCACAGUCUGGUUAAUUCAAGACUCUAGAAUUCCAGAGACUAGAUUCCUACCUUGGACCUGUUUUCCAUCUCAGAGAUCUUGGCUAAGUUUAACUCUUGAGUUUCCAUAUUUUUCAUGUGCAAAAUAGUCUAAUUAUGGCAUCCCUCUCAUGG
Molecule: messenger RNA, 3127 nt
Organism: Perognathus longimembris pacificus (Pacific pocket mouse)
Lineage: Eukaryota; Metazoa; Chordata; Mammalia; Rodentia; Heteromyidae
Product: stimulated by retinoic acid gene 6 protein-like
Exons: 18
Coding region: 221-2086 (621 amino acids)
Biological process (GO): vitamin A import into cell
Cellular component (GO): plasma membrane
Molecular function (GO): retinol transmembrane transporter activity; signaling receptor activity
Source: RefSeq, a predicted model, not a curated record